Messenger RNA from Staurois parvus, 340 nucleotides. The record is from the annotation of a GenBank genome assembly. NCBI's taxonomy places the organism in Eukaryota, Metazoa, Chordata, Amphibia, Anura, Ranidae.
CUGUUCCUCGGUCCAGUGCUGUGCACAGUCUCUGGUCAUCUCCUGUACUAUGUCCGCAGUCUCUGGUUAUCUCCUGUGCUAUGUCCGCAGUCUCUGGUCAUCUCCUGUACUAUGUCCGCAGUCUCUGGUCAUCUCCUGUAGUAUGUCUGCAGUCUCUGGUCAUCUCCUGUACUAUGUCUGCAGUCUCUGCUCAUCUCCUGUACUGUGUCUGCAGUCUCUGGCCAUCUCCUGUACUAUGUCCGCAGUCUCUGGUCAUCUCCUGUACUAUGUCCGCAGUCUCUGCUCAUCUCCUGUACUAUGUCUGCAGUCUCUGGCCAUCUCCUGUACUAUGUCCGCAGUC